CCCAACAAUCCACACGAACAAUCAAACAAUUACUGUGCAGCUCACUAAGCGAUAUCAUCAUAUUCAAGUUCCUCGUCUAACUUGACUUUUACCAUCAACAAACAUGUCUACACCAUUUGAGAAAGCCGCUGCUGAAAUUAAAGAACUUAAGCAAACUCCCAACAGUGAUGAGCUUUUGAAGCUCUAUGGUUUGUUCAAGCAAGCUACCGUUGGAGACAACAACACUGAAAAGCCCGGUCUUUUGGAUAUGAAGGGUAAAUACAAGUGGAAUGCUUGGGAAGAGUUGAAGGGCAAGUCGAAGGAAGAUGCCACAAACGAAUAUGUGGCUUUCGCCGAAGAACUCAAGGGUAAAUACGGCUUGAAAUAGAUGUUGCAUUACGAUAAAAUCUGUAAUAUCCUCAUUAAUUCCCUGUGUGCUCUCUUUUUAACAUUGCACACCACUUCCUUUCUUAGAUUACUACGAGUGUAAUGUACCAGGUUAUGAAUGAACUUAUUCAACUAGAGUAUAAAAGCUUGCUAUUAGUGACUACAUGCGUAGUUUUCAAGUUGACAUAUCGACUAGUCUCACUACAAAAAUGGGAAAGAGUUUAGCUACUUUCAGCUCUUAGGAAUAAGU
Messenger RNA from Schizosaccharomyces octosporus yFS286, 616 nucleotides. Its product is annotated as acyl-coenzyme A binding protein. NCBI's taxonomy places the organism in Eukaryota, Fungi, Ascomycota, Schizosaccharomycetes, Schizosaccharomycetales, Schizosaccharomycetaceae. The coding region runs from base 104 to 367 and encodes 87 amino acids. The record is from RefSeq and is a predicted model, not a curated record. Gene Ontology annotation, biological process: fatty acid metabolic process. Gene Ontology annotation, molecular function: long-chain fatty acyl-CoA binding. The transcript has 2 exons.